This is a messenger RNA of Mizuhopecten yessoensis (Yesso scallop), 4006 nucleotides long. RefSeq names its product adenosine 3'-phospho 5'-phosphosulfate transporter 2-like. Lineage: Eukaryota; Metazoa; Mollusca; Bivalvia; Pectinida; Pectinidae. The coding region runs from base 67 to 1281 and encodes 404 amino acids. Gene Ontology annotation, cellular component: endoplasmic reticulum membrane; Golgi membrane. The record is from RefSeq and is a predicted model, not a curated record. Gene Ontology annotation, biological process: transmembrane transport. The transcript is spliced from 10 exons. Gene Ontology annotation, molecular function: 3'-phosphoadenosine 5'-phosphosulfate transmembrane transporter activity.
UACACACUUCCGGUUAGUAUUAGCAACUUCACGUAGGCAAAGACACAGAUGAAACCCAGAUGAAGGAUGUCAAGAUUUUCAAAUAAAUUUUCCGACAAUGUUUUACGUCAAAAAAAUUCAAGCUCCACUACUUUGAAUACCAUGGCUGGAUUAUCGCCUGGUCAAAAGACUGGAGAUGACCGUGUGGUCCUGGAUGUGUCCAAAUUAAAUCAGUCCUUUGAUCCAAAUCAAAGCAUGAGUCGACCUGAAGUGAAACUACUUUAUGUAAACAUUUCUCAUCUUCCUUCAGUUGUGCAGUUUACACUUCUCACUGUAGCAGCAUUUGGAUUUUAUCUUGUUUAUGGCUAUAUACAGGAAUUGAUAUUUCGUCUGGAAGGAUUCCGUCCAUUUGGAUGGUAUUUGACUCUUGUCCAAUUUGCCUUUUAUACCAUAUUUGGAUUGGUUGAACUACAGUUUAAAGAAGACAAAACCAGAAGAAUUCCACUGAAGAUGUACCUUAUUCUUGCCUUCUUGACUGUAGCUACAAUGGGUUUAUCCAAUACCUCCGUUGGCUACCUCAACUAUCCCACACAAGUCAUAUUCAAGUGCUGUAAACUCAUACCUGUCAUGUUGGGUGGGGUCAUAAUCCAGCGUAAACACUACAGCUGUAUCGAUGUUGCCGCCGUCCUUUGUAUGUGUCUGGGGCUGAUUUUGUUUACCUUAGCUGAUAGCAGUGUGUCACCGUCUUUUAAUACCUUUGGUGUAAUUUUAAUCUCCUUAGCACUAUGUGCUGAUGGGGCUAUAGGCAACGUACAAGAAAAAGCACUGAAACAGUACAACAGCAGCAAUUCAGAAAUGGUGCUGUACUCCUACUCGAUAGGAUUUGUGUACAUACUGAUCGGACUCAUUGUGUCCCAGUCUAUAUUACCAGCCUAUGAGUUCUGUAAAGAUUAUCCUAAAGAAACCUAUGGAUAUGCUGUGAUAUUCUCCGUGUUCGGGUACCUAGGGGUGAACGUAGUUCUAAGUUUGGUGAAAACUUUUGGCGCUUUAAUAGCUGUCACAGUCACUACCUGCAGGAAAGCUGUGACCAUUAUCUUAUCCUUCAUGUUUUUUACCAAACCAUUCACAUAUCAGUAUAUCUGGUCCGGCAUGAUUGUAACGGUUGGGAUUUAUCUAAAUGUGUACAGUAAGAACAAAGUGAAAAUGGAUGCCUUAAUGUCCAGUGUCUGUGACUGUGUUCUUACGGUGAUCAGGGUUAAAAAAUCUUACAAACCUUACACUAGUGCCUUGACCCAAGUAUGAUAGGUAAAAAAGUUACUUGACAAGUGUUGUUUACGCUCAACAAACUCACUCAGCAACCCAAUCCUCAUGUUUUCCGUCAGUGCAGGCAAACUUGUUCAACUCACCAUGUUCUGGUGUUUUUUUUGUACAAUAUGGUGAUAGAUCUUUUCAACAGCCAGUCUUUUUAUACAGUCAAGUUAUUCUAAUCAAUGCUGUUCACAAUUUUGUUAGUACGUGGCACACUGUUUUAUGUUUUUGAUAAGUAUAGGCUCAACAAAACUAGAACUAAAAGCCAUAUUCAUACUAAUUAAUACCACCGCUCAACCUAUGAUGCAAAUCGGAGGCCAUGGCAGCCAGCUUGAAUCCUGAAACUUAUAUUACAGUUGUGUGAUCAAACAACGCACCAAAAUUACACACACCGUCCCCAAAAUAGUGGGCACAACUGUUUGAUUUAAUAAUUGAUCGCCCUGUUGUGUGACAUGGUAAGAUUUGUUGACGAAUAUUACAGAAUGAAAAAAAUAUGGAAGCUUCUAGUGAAAUAAGGCAUGUCAUAUACAUAUUUAUUAUCCGAGUGGUUAUUUUGCACUUUUUCAAAUUCUUCAAUGCAUGUUACACAUCAUUACAAUACUGUCAAAUGUAUUGUAUGGAGUUGAUCGCUGAUUAGAGUUCAUCACUCAUUUGACAGUUAUAAAAUCACAACGGGACCUUACCUGUGUUAAUUGUGCAUGUUACGCCUUGGGUGGACAUUUCACUCCUCCUUCAGGGUUGACUAAGUUGUACGAAAAUGUAGGGGUUUUUUUAUGGAAGGAAAGCUUGAUUGAUUGUUGUUUAAAUGAAGUUGCACGAAAAUGUACCUAUUACCUGGUAAUUUAUGGCCAAUAUUGUCAAAAGAGCCUGUAACAACCAUCUUGAAUCAGUACAAAAAGGGCAAUAACUUUUGUAAAAAAAAACACAUAAAAACUGAAAUAUAAAUAUCAGGUGCACAACUACAUAAUGUAAUAAAAUACUUAUACAGUUUUGUUGAAAUAGGCUAUUAAGUUUAGUCUAGGAGGAGUUGUAAAGACAAGAUUUUAUCGAUAGAUGGACAGAUAGGCAGAAAGACAGACAAACUGAUUCCAAUAAACCCCCCUCCCCCUCCCACAAUGUUUUUAUUUUUAAUAAUUUUCUAGUUAUACAAAGCAUGUUGAAGGAGCAGAUGAUAUUCUUACUUAACUUUAGUUACGGGUAACACUGAAUUCUGCUUCUGUCUGUCCAACCAUCCAUGUGACAAUCUGUCUGUUCGUUUGUCUGUCUCUGGGUUAAAACAUGUCGGAACAUCAACUCCUAAGCUACCGAGCUGAUUUCAGUAAAAUCAUGUGUAGUCAUUGCAUCAUUCAGUUAUUGACCCCAGAUAUAUAUUUCAAAUUCUACUUUUUAUCUUUAGUUAUUACCUUUUUAAGCUCACCUGCCUAUACAGUGAGUUUUGUUGGGUGGCUGCUGGGAUAGUUUGGGGCACAUUUGUGUCUGUUAAAGUUAAGGGUUCUUUUAUCAAGACAACUGCUGAAAUUAAAGGACUUUUCAUAAUUUUGCAUCACUAAAAUUACACUGCAAUUCAUUUUCCAGAAUUUUGAUCAUGUUCAUGGUCGAGUGGGGACUUAAUUAGUCUUCGAUUUAUAGUUCCAGUUAAAUUUGGCAUAAAAACCUUUAUAGCACCCAAAACUAAACAUCUUUCCCUACACAUUUUUUGCUGCUUCACAAAUACAUUUAUGUUAUGUAUAGAAUAAAUUAUCAUGAUUUUCACUUCAUCUAUUGAGGAUCUCUGUCCCACUUCACUGCGUAUGUACAUUAACCUUCCCUUCAUUUCCUGUUGAAUAUAUGUAUACAUGUUAUUUGUAUAGCACCUUUGGGCCAAGGCACUGCCUAUCUAAAGUCCAGGGUUCGAAUCAGUAUGAAGGCCCUCUAAAUGUGUACACUCAGACCACUGUUGUUGACUAUAUUGUGUUAGUUUCAUUUUCAUCUUUUUUCAUAAAACUCCUGCAAGGUAUAUUGGUGUACUUUUUUCAGAAAUGAUUUAUCAAAGCCAUAUUCAUGCUGAAGAAACAGUCUCCAGUGUGUAAUUACUAUUUUUGGCAGUGGUAUGGAGAUCCUUAAAGUCACAAAAUAGAUUUGGUAGGUUUUGCAAUUUUUGGCAGUGGUAUGGGGAUCCUUAAAGUCACAAAAUGGCUUUGGUUGGUUUUGCAAUUUUUGGCAGUGGUGUGAGGAUCCUUAAAGUCACAAAACGGAAUUGAAAGGGGUGGGAUAAUAGAUUGUGUAGUGUCUGCAAACUUAUAAAUAAUAACAAAACCUCUCAUUUCUUUUUAUAUGGUAUAUGUAUUGUAUACCGAUUGAAAUAUCACAUAUUUAUGGAGUUUAUUAAUGAUAUAUGCAUGAAAAUAUAUUAUGAAUUGAAACACUUUAAAAUGGGAAACUGGAAGUACAGCUGGUUGUUGUUUAGGGUAUAUUUGUGAAUAUCAUUAAAAAAUAUUGUAACAUGUGGAUUUUAAGAAAGAUCUGAAAAAGUUUGAUUAACCUGUAUGAGAAAUUAUAAUUACCCGUGGUGGCACACAAGGAUUCCUCUUGGCACUGCAUGAUUUAUCAUGGUACACUAAUAUAAUGAUGCAGUUCUUUUUGCUAACAAGGAAGAAAUGAGAUAAUAAUAACAAGCAUUAUUAGCUCACCGGGUCCGAUGGACCAAGGUGAGCUUAUGCCAUACCGUGGCGUCCGUCCG